AAUGUGGUGUUAGUAUAAUGUGUUGGAAUCUCGACGUGUGUUCGGUCUGACAUUUGACGUGAACAUUUUUAAUUUUUCACUCCGUGCUACUUAACACGUUUGCGCUUACAUUUAGUUUUUAUACGGAACUAAUAAAUUAAAUAUCAAAGAAAAUUCAUGUGGAUGCUGAUGAGCUAUCUGUCAAUUUUCUAUAAAAUAGCUCCAGUCGAGUUGAUGAUGUCAAGAUGAGAGAGUGAGUAUAUUUAUUGGGUAAAUAGUGCAGUCCGAGUGAUAACAGACAGCCAGACGAUCGACAAGUGUGAACAACACCAACAUCAGGAUGUCCAAGUCAGGGUGUCCUGGAGCUGGGCUCUACGUCGUCGAGGGUGAGGUCUCUCUGUUAAUGACCGCGAUGCGACGUGGUGUAAGAUGGUCAUCUCAUUCACAUCAGCUAUGGGACAUAAUUUUCCAGGACGAAGACCAGGAUGUCCUGAUGAAAGGUUUGACAACCUUAAAAGAAGCCUUGAGCGACUCAAAAAGUCUGUCUCAACUGGAACCAGGGGUGUUCUUGGCGCCAUUUUUAGAAAUAAUCCGUUCAGAAGAAACAACGGGUCCAGUAACAAGUCUCGCGUUAGCCGCUGUGAAUAAAAUAAUAUCUUACGGAUUGAUAGAUAACGACCACCCGGCAAUAAGUUCUUGCGUGGAAGCAGUUUCCGACGCAGUAACGCACGCGCGUUUUGUCGGAACAGACGCUUCAUCAGAUGGCGUUGUUUUAAUGCGAAUCCUCCAGGUGUUACGAGCGUUAGUACUAGCCCCUAUUGGCGACCACCUUUCUGACGAGAGUAUCUGCGAAAUAAUGUUGAGUUGCUUCAGAAUUUGCUUUGAAACCCGGCUCAGCGAGCUCUUGCGGCGUACUGCCGAACACUGUCUCCGUGAUAUGGUCCACCAUCUUUUCGUCCGACUACCUCAAUUCGCAGAUGACACUCGCGUCCUUCCGAAUAUGAAAAAAAUGCGAGCUAACGGCAUUGAAAACACUAGACCCAAGCGGAAAAUCAGUAAGAAUCUUAAGCAGAAAGUAAAACCCGCGAAUGAUGAUCUGGAUGAUACUGAUACUAAGGAUUUGCUCAGUCCCGUGGAACGUAUUCGCGGAAAUCAUUUAGCAACGACGCCUAUCACUCCUGCGGGUAAUAUUGUAGAUAUGCAGGGAUCGCUAGAUCAAGGAACGCCGGAUAAAAUUGAAGAGGAGAAGGAUAAGCUUAAGGAUAGUAAUUCUGAAGGUAAGUUAGUUGAUAAGGACCAAGAAGGUAACCCAAUUGCUAAAGACCAAGAAGGUAACUCAAUUGUUAAGGACCAAGAAGGUAACCCAGUUGCUAAAGACCAAGAAGGUAACCCAGUUGCUAAAGACCAAGAAGGUAACCCAGUUGCUAAUGAUCAAGAAGGUAACCCAGUUGCUAAUGAUCAAGGAGAUAAGACAGUUGAAAAGGAUCAAGAAGGUAAAACAGUUAAUGAUAAUGAAAAAGAUAAGCCUAUUCAAGAAAAUGGCGAUAAAAGUGAAGAAGAUAAGAUUGGUGAAAGUGUAAAGUCUAAUGAAGAUACCAAAAACGAAGAAAAAUCUAAAGAAACUAUCCCCGAAAGUCCGGAAUUAGCUCAAUCCCCGCUAGGUAGCGUAGAAGACUUGUCUGUCGAUGAAAAGCUGCCCAAAAUAGUCGUGGAUGAAGUCCAGGAAUACGUUAACCAACAAGGAGUACGUUUUACCCCUUUGCAACAAUUGACUCCCUAUGGCGCGUUGUGUAUCCGCGAAUUGUUCCGAUUUCUAGUUACGCUUUGCAACCCAUCCGACAAACAGAACACGGAAACUAUGACCCAUGUGGGUCUUAGUCUUUUGCAAGUGGCGUUAGAAAUCUCAGCGGAUGCGUUAGCGAACUUCCCUUCGCUGUUAACAGUAGUUAAAGACGAGUUAUCGAGGAAUUUAAUCGUGCUUUUGAGCACUGAGAGACUUUCAAUCUUAGCGGCUGAUUUGCAAGUUGCGUUUUUGGUGUUUGAAUCCCAGAGGGAGCAUUUAAAGUUCCAGUUAGAACACUAUCUGCUGAAACUUAUGGAGAUUAUUGAUUCCGAAAGCAGUAGGAUCAGUUACGAACAGCGAGAGCUAGCGUUGGAAGCUAUAACUAGGUUAUGGAGGAUUCCUGGAUUGCCUGCGGAAAUGUAUAUUAACUACGAUUGCGGGCUUUAUUCGUCGAAUUUGUACGAAGAACUGAUGAAGUUACUGUCGAAAAAUGCGUCGGCUUUAAUGGGGAAUAUGCACAGUAUUCAGUUUGUUGCAUUAGACGCGAUAAUUAUGCUAAUAGCUGGGAUAGAAGCUCGGUGCAAAGGUUACAAAGAUCUUUACAAGCCAGCUAGGCACGACCCUAGUCCUGUUUUACCGACAGUCGAAGAUCUAAAGCUCGCCAAGACUAACAAGCGCUGGCUAGCUCACGGUACCGAGAAAUUCAACGAACAUCCGCGAACUGGAAUCGCAAAGCUUGCCGAACACGGUCUUCUAGGCCUGGGGGAGCCCGAUCCAGAGCGAAUUGCAAAACUGCUGAGAGAGAAUCCGAUGUUGGACAAAUUAGCAAUUGCGGAGUACAUUAGUCGGAAGGAAAACACGAAUAUUUUAAAUGCGUUUGUCAAAAGCUUGGAUUUAAGGAACAUGCGCGUCGACCAGGCGUUGAGGUUCUACUUGGAGUCCUUUAGACUCCCGGGAGAGGCGCCACUGAUCAGUCACUUGCUAGAGAAGUUUGCGGAACACUGGCAUGAUAGCAAUGGGCGGCCAUUUGCUUCAGCAGAUGCUGCUUUUACCUUAGCUUACGCGGUGAUUAUGUUGAACGUCGAUCAGCAUAAUCGCGUCGCUACUAAGCAGAACAAUCCGAUGACUGUCGAGCAGUUUAAAAAGAAUGUAAAGAACUGCAACGGUGGGAACGCCGAUUUCGAUCAAGAUAUGCUGGAGGAGAUUUACAAUUCUAUAAAAAGCGACGAAAUUGUAAUGCCAGCGGAACAAACCGGAUUAGUGAAGGAAAACUACCUUUGGAAGGUUCUUCUAAGAAGAGGCGAGAGUCCUGAAAGCGCUUACAUCAAAGUAGGCAACGAAGGAAGCUUCGUGGAUAAGGAACUGGCUGAGAGGGCUUGGGCACCGAUAAUAAGCGCCCUCUGUCGCGCUUACGACAAAGCUCCAGACAGAACAUUGCAGCGACGAGUCGCCCAGACUUUCUUGUGGUGCGCUGGGAUUAGCGCUCACUACAACAUGACCAGUGAUUUAGACACCCUGAUAGUCUCUUUGUGCAAGUUCACUGGAUUAGCGACAGGUGGUGAGCCUGACCAAGUGAUUCUCCACUUUGGAGGAAGCGGACGUUGCCAAUUAGCUGCAAGAACGCUGUUCAAGAUAACGCACCUGCAUGGCGACGGAUUGAGAGCUUCUUGGAAGAACAUUAUCGACUGUAUGCAGACUCUUUACAAAGCCAGGUUGUUGCCAAAGAACAUGACCGACGGAGAAGAUUUCUUGGACCCUUUAGGGAAAGUUUCAUUGCUAAGAGAACCAACGACUCCCAAAGCGCCCCCAGCUGGCCAAGGAAUUCUAUCAAGCUUGUAUUCCUACAUCGCAUUGGACAGCCGCGUUCCACAUCCUGCGGAAGCUACGGCAAAGAAACGCGCCGCUGAUUGCAUCGCCAACUGCUACCUCAAGCAGAUCCUAGAAGAGUCCAAGUUCUUGCAAGAAAGUUCUUUAAGACCUUUAGUGGGUGCUUUAGUUUCCGUGAAUUCCCAUGAUGAAGACAUCGCUGUUUUUCUGUUGGAACUUCUUCUAGAAGUGACCAUCCAGAACCGCGACCGGGUGAUGUGUAUCUGGCCGAUAGUCCUCGCACAUAUGGAUGGCUUGCUGACCACAGCAGCUCGUGAGAACCACCCUUACCUCCUAGAACGCGUCGCCGUAGGAAUGCUAAGACUAGCAAUUCGUCUUCUUCGAGGUGAAGAAUUCGCAGUUACAGUUCUACCUCCGCUGAUGCCACUUACCCACUUACCCUCAGCAACAACAGCUCCCCUAGCCCGGCAAAUCGCUUACGGACUCUUUGAACUGCUAAAAACUGGCGCUGCUAACAUCCACAGCAGCGAGGAUUGGAAGGUCGUCUUCAGUUUGCUGGAGUGUUCCGGUGCUGGUGCGUUAUCUCCCAAACACACUUCAGAAGAUACCACUCAAAGGUCCGUCCUGGACCAAAGGCCCAUAAGUCCUGUACCUGAGUGGGUUCUAGUGUCUCCAACUGGAACCGAAGCUCCUCUACCCGUUGCCGCGGAUUCAAUUGUCCUAGACCGGGAUUUCCUGACCCACGACCCGGUUUCUUUGAUAAAGUCUUGCGAGAGCUUGACAUUCCUAGUCCGGGACGUCGCUCACGUUACCCCGUUCAACUUUGAGCUCUGCAUCCAGUGCAUCCGCACCUUUGUCGAAGCUGUCCUCCAGGUUCCAAGCAAACGCGUUAAAUUGAACCCCUUGGCUCUUGAAAACGAAACCUACCACGCGGCUCCUAUCCAGCUUCUAGAACUGAUGCACACCUUGCACGCAAGAACCGCUCAAGUGUUCCGCUGGUGGGCGGAAGAAAGUGGAACUACUGAAGUAGUGAGCUUGUGGCCUACCGCCUGGCGCCCACUUUUGCAAGGAAUAGCGAGACUUUGCUGCGAUUCUAGAAGAGGAGUUCGCGCUGCGGCGAUCACUUACCUCCAGAGCACUCUGUUGGCGGCGGACCUGAACCAGCUGACGGCCAUUGAAUGGUCCCAGUGCUUGGAACAGGUUCUGUUCCCGCUAUUGGCGCAAUUGUUGGGCCCCAUUGCUGCCCAUGAUCCAAUUGGCGUUGAAGAAACAAGAGUCAGAGCCGCCAUGUUGCUGUCCAAAGUCUUCCUGCAUCACUUGACGCCAUUGUUGACUCUCCCCGGGUUCUUACCCUUGUGGCUCACGGUUCUUGACUUGCUCAGGUCGUAUAUGCAUGUGGAUCACAGUGAGUUGCUAUUUGAAGCCAUUCCUGAGUCCUUGAAAAAUAUGUUGCUGGUGAUGUCUUCUACGGGAGUGUUGACGCCCACUUCUAACCUUUGGGAGCCUACUUGGAGGACUAUUAAUGGAUUUCUGCCGAAUUUGAAGGAAGAACUGUUCCCGGAACCGCAGGUUGAGUCAGAGGAAGCUAAAGGCUCGGAAGUGAUUAGUUUAGUGGAACAGGAACAGCCGAGCUUCAGGAUUGAGGGGUCCAUUGCUGUGCAACCGGAUAGUCAGGAUGGUAAUGAUGUUCCGGUGGGAAUUCCCCUUGUGGUGCCAUCUCUGGGGGAAAAUGAUGUUAACAAGUCGCCGAAUAGAAAUUCGGUACUCUUGUCCGCGGAGUAUUAUAGAGCAGUAGGACAGGAUUUUGGAAUUCCGAGUUUGGGAGUUGAGGCCAAGGAACAACAACAGGUUAUUAAUCUGCUUAAUCAGCCACCGCCAAGUGUCGCUAGUCCUGUGGCUAUUCAGCCUAUUUCGCAGUCCUUUGAGUUUUACCUACCGAGGGUGGAUGGUAAAGCAGAGAGUGCGUUGGAGGAACAGACGGAAGAGGGCAGAGUUGAACAGCAGGAUUUGGAGGGGUCUUUUAGUCCUACUCAUCAACUUACGGCAAACAAACCACCUCAAUUGGUCAACACAACAAUGUUCAACUCCGCAGCGUAUUUCAGUGAAGAUCCAGCCGCAGAUCGGCUUUUUGUCGUCACUAAUCCUUGACGACUGUACAUUUUCGAUAUUUAUACUAAAGUAAUAAUAGUAAUAAUAUUGUAUUAUAUUAAAUUGAUUUAUUAUUGUUGUUUUUAUUAUUACUAUUUAUUAUUAUUAUUAUUAAUAUUAUUAAUGUCAAUUCCAAAUCCUCGCUACCUUAAAAGUGUCUAAAACAAUCAAAGGUGUGUUUUUAAAAAUUGUAAUAAAUAAUUAAAUCAAUUGUAGCAUUAA
This is a messenger RNA of Cotesia glomerata, 5959 nucleotides long. It is a transcript of the gene garz, whose product is annotated as Golgi-specific brefeldin A-resistance guanine nucleotide exchange factor 1. The transcript is spliced from 4 exons. The record is from RefSeq and is a predicted model, not a curated record. Bases 320 to 5737 code for a protein of 1805 amino acids. Gene Ontology annotation, biological process: regulation of ARF protein signal transduction. Gene Ontology annotation, molecular function: guanyl-nucleotide exchange factor activity. Lineage: Eukaryota; Metazoa; Arthropoda; Insecta; Hymenoptera; Braconidae.